This is a messenger RNA of Amoebophrya sp. A25, 806 nucleotides long. Lineage: Eukaryota; Dinophyceae; Syndiniales; Amoebophryaceae. The record is from the annotation of a GenBank genome assembly.
AGCUCCUUAGGCACUACAAAAGCUACACUAUAACAAAAUGCAUGUUCUUCAACUAUGAAAAUGAAGCUUUGGCUGUGCAUCUUCUCACGACGUGGCUACUAAAACUAAUACUAACUUUUUCUACGAGGACUGAGAUGUGAGUCAGUCGUCCACCGUGAUGUCCUCUUCCUCAUCGCGUGUAAGGAAGCACGGACGGGGAGGCAACUACGAUCAGGUGGCCGCAAGAGCAGGGGAUGAAGACGUUGAUGUCGGAGGUGGUGAAGAAAUUUUAUGGCUUAACUAAACUAACAACAGCACUAAACUGAUUGAGCUAAACGCUGAGUAAAGUCCAAGUAGCUAACUACAGCGACGUAGUUCGUUCCAGUUGAAUUAAAAAGUAGAAGCUAAGAACAGCGUAAGUUGUACAUAGUCAUAGAGACUUUUUUUUUUACUCUAGUACACCUCGUACUCCUGUUUCUUCACGCUAAGGUCUUCCCAAGAACACGAGGAUGGUGAAGCAACAAGAGCUUUACUGACAGGGCGGACGCGGCGAGGUCGACUCAGUAAACGAAUCGUAAGCAAACAUGUUGGACUCGAGGACGAAGAUGGCGAACCACUCCUGGGAUCUACUUCGACUGAACAACAAGAAGACGAGGCCAUCGUAAGUCUUCCAAUACAUCAGACAUCGAAAACGAGUACAUGUACUACAGCAAGUACCAGAAGCACUGCGAACAAGAAUAAGAAAGCACAUCCACAUAGAGCAGAGGCGUUUGAGGUGGAAGACGAAGGCGACCGUGUUGGAUCUUCCUCGCCGAAGCACAAGCAAA